This is a messenger RNA of Trypanosoma grayi, 222 nucleotides long. RefSeq lists its product as hypothetical. The record is from RefSeq and is a predicted model, not a curated record. The coding region runs from base 1 to 222 and encodes 73 amino acids. Gene Ontology annotation, molecular function: oxidoreductase activity, acting on the CH-CH group of donors. The transcript has a single exon. Lineage: Eukaryota; Euglenozoa; Kinetoplastea; Trypanosomatida; Trypanosomatidae.
AUGGUGGCGCUGGUAAUGGACCCCCCGGCCGCGGUGAUUCUGCACCACGAGUUGUCCAAGUCGGGCACCGCCUUCUACCUGGCGUACUUGGUGCACACAAUUCUCUUCAUCAACAACUUCCACAACGCCACCCAAGUUGCGAAGCGGGUGGAGGACAAUGCAAUGCAGGUGAUGGGUGGCAUGGGUUACUCGCAUGACAUGCCGGUCGAACGGCUGUGGUGA